AGAUCUGUUUUUACAACACGUGUGGUUAGGCAUUAACAACUGAAAAUUGCAGAAGAUUAUAAAGGUUAUUGAAAAUCAUGGCAUUAAUCUCUGUUAGAGAGAUUUUUACUCCAGUUUUCAGACAUAGCAUCAAACAUGUAUAUUUUAGUCGGCACAUUGUUAAAUGUCAACACAAUAAGCUAUGUGACCAAUUGCUGUUACCAACUAUAACUGGGCAAAGAUUUUACGCAGAGAAAAAAGUAUUUAGCAGAGAUAAGCCUCAUUGUAAUGUUGGAACAAUAGGCCAUGUCGAUCAUGGAAAGACUACGUUAACUGCUGCUAUUACUAAAGUUCUUUCUGAAAAGCAAUUAGCUAAAGCUAAAGGUUACAGUGAAAUUGACAAUGCUCCAGAAGAAAAAGCUCGUGGUAUAACCAUAAAUGUAGCACACAUCGAAUAUCAAACAGAGAAACGUCAUUAUGGACAUACGGAUUGUCCAGGACAUGCCGAUUAUAUUAAAAAUAUGAUUACGGGUACUGCACAGAUGGAUGGAGCUAUUUUAGUCGUAGCAGCUACUGAUGGUACCAUGCCUCAAACCAGAGAACAUUUACUUCUUGCUAAACAAAUUGGAGUCGAGCAUAUCGUUGUCUUUAUUAACAAAGUUGAUUCUGCCGAUUCAGAAAUGGUAGAAUUAGUUGAAAUGGAGAUACGUGAUUUAUUGACUGAAAUGGGCUUUAAUGGUGAAAAAAUUCCUAUCAUCAAGGGCAGUGCCCUUUGCGCUCUUGAAGGAAAAAAUCCUGAAAUUGGUUCAGAGUCUAUUAUAAAACUUUUAGAUGCAGUAGAUGAUAAUGUACCAACUCCAAUUAGAGAAUUGGAUAAACCAUUUUUAUUACCAGUCGAAUCAGUUUAUUCAAUACCUGGUAGAGGAACUGUAGUCACUGGUAGAUUAGAACGAGGAAGAAUUAAGAAAGGAAUGGAUUGUGAAUUCAUUGGAUACAAUAAGAAUUUAAAGAGUGUAAUCACUGGUAUUGAAAUGUUUCAUCAAAUAUUAGAAGAAGCACAUGCUGGUGAUCAAUUAGGUGCUCUUGUUAGAGGUUUGAAAAGAACAGAUAUUAGAAGAGGAAUGAUUAUGUGUAAACCAGGCUCUAUGAAAGCUCAUGAUCAUUUUGAGGCGCAAGUAUAUGUAUUAAGUCCAGAGGAAGGAGGUAGAAAGAAACCUCUUGGAAAUCUUGCACAAUUGCAAAUGUUUUGUAAAACUUGGGAUAUUGCCGCGCAAGUUAAUUUAUUCAAUAAAGCAAUGGCAAUGCCAGGAGAAGAUUGCAAAUUUGAAAUCAAAUUGAUUCGUCCUAUGGUAUGUGAAAAAGGUCAACGAUUUACAUUCCGGGAUGGAAGUACAACCUUAGGAACUGGCGUAAUUACGAAUAUUCUCCCACCUCUAACAGAAAACGAUCGUGUAAAUAUUUUAGAAGGAAAAAAGAAAAGACAGAAAAAGGAGGAAAAACAGUAAAGAAAUUUUAGAUUAGUAUAUAUAAAUGGUAUUCUAAUUGAUAUGAUCAUAUUAUAAAAAAAAAAAACAAUACUUACUGUAUUCUAAGGACAACUCCAUUUAUGCUACGCAAACGAACAUUUAAACAUUUUUAUUAUUAGUCUAUAUCUCAUAUAUGUACUUGCAUAAAUUCCUUUGGUAGCCCCUCUUGAUUUACAUUAUUUGCAUUUUCUUAUAUCAUUAAAGUGUUUUAUAAGCCGAGUGUGAGACGCAAUACCACGUAUAAAUAAGAAUAGAUUAUACUAUAGAUAUAGAAAUAAAAUGUUCAUUAAUGUCCUUUAA
Messenger RNA from Polistes canadensis, 1805 nucleotides. RefSeq names its product elongation factor Tu, mitochondrial-like. Bases 78 to 1484 code for a protein of 468 amino acids. Gene Ontology annotation, cellular component: mitochondrion. NCBI's taxonomy places the organism in Eukaryota, Metazoa, Arthropoda, Insecta, Hymenoptera, Vespidae. Gene Ontology annotation, molecular function: GTPase activity; translation elongation factor activity; GTP binding. Gene Ontology annotation, biological process: mitochondrial translational elongation. The transcript has 6 exons. The record is from RefSeq and is a predicted model, not a curated record.